This is a messenger RNA of Rotaria sordida, 441 nucleotides long. The record is from the annotation of a GenBank genome assembly. Lineage: Eukaryota; Metazoa; Rotifera; Eurotatoria; Philodinida; Philodinidae.
AUGAUUUGGGCAACAGGUUUUCUUAUUUUUUGGCGUCGACGACAAGCUGAAAUAGCUUAUCAAUGGAAUACACUUGAUAUGGAACCAAUCGAAGAAAUUCGAUCAACAUUCAAAGGUCAACUACAUCGUUCACCUGUAACUGGUAAAUUAGAAGUUUAUUAUCCAAAUUGGAAACGUUUAUUAUUUCGUUUACUUGUAACAAUACCAAUGAUUGGUAUUAAUAUUAUGCUUGUUUCAUUUGUUAUUCUUCUUAUUAUACGUUUUCAAAGUUGGAUCGAUAGACAAUUAAAAAUUGGUCGUUUACCUCAUCUUAUGUCAUUAACAGAGUUUUUACCAAAAAUUUUAUUAGCAUUAGUAACAACGAUAUUUAGUGAUAUUUAUAAACGUAUUGCUCGUUGGUUAACUAAUCAAGAAAAUUAUCGAGAACAACGAGUACAUGAU